AUGGCAAACCAGCCUAAUGCUUCAUUCAAUGUAUCUGAAGAAGAAAGAUGGGAAUAUCUGAACAGGCGCCAGUCGGACAACAACAUUGCCAAUAUCCCAUCAUUUUUAUUUAUGGCUCUGGCUUUUGUCAGUGGAAUCAUCGGGAAUUCCCUGAUUCUAAUUGUUUAUUCACGGAAACGGAACAAAACACCAACUGUAAUCUUGAUCCAGGCUAUAGCUGUGAUGGACACACUCACUAAUCUUGUUAUGAUUCCAGGUACAGCUUAUCAAAUGAGUCACACAUGGACGUACACAAAUGUCACCAUCUGUAAAUUGCAUUAUUUCUGUAACAGUGUGACAUCGUGGACAUCGGCCAUUCUGUUGUUGGUUGUUGCCAUAGUUAGAUACAGGAAGAUCUGCAAACCUUUUGGAAAACAAAUCAACAACAAAACAACCAAAAUAAUUUGCGCCUUCGUUGUAGUAUUGUCGAUCGUAUUCAGCUUACCGUUUGCAGUCUUCUAUGGCAUCAAAACUUCAGACAUUGGGCAUAAAGGCAAAAUACGCUACAACUGUGGAGUAUCUGACGCGUAUGUCCACUCACCCUGGCCAAUGAUUUGCCUCGGGCUGUUUAUUAUUGUCUUCAUUACCUGUUCCGUGACCCUUUCCACGCUCUACAUUUUGAUUGGUUUAGAGGCCAGAAGACGCCGAGUCUACUCAGGUGUGGUAUCGAUACAAACAAAUAAUCGGCUACAAUACAUUGAGCAGAUUAGAGUAGAAGUCAAUCGACCUUCAGACGAGUCACAUAGUGAAUCGGAUAAAGCGCAUGACAUGGAUAUGUCAAGAAUAAAUCACGUAAAUCAUGAUUGCAAUCUUAGCACCGAUGUCGUAAAUACAACAGAAACUGAUGUAAGUGAUAAUGAUGUAUCUUUCAAAAACAACACAGCCGUUCCAACUCCAGUGACCACUACAUCUGUUCCUGCAGUGAACUCUAAAGACGUGUCUUCAGACACCAUUAUAUCUGCUGCAACAGCGAUCUGUAAUGCAAGUCAAGCAUCAAGUCACAAAGAUAAAAAAAUCAAGAAAACAAGACAUCAAAAACCUGCAGGUAAAACAACUCGUAUGCUAGUAGCAACCAGCGUCAUCUACAUCAUCAGCUACCUGAGUACUUUUGUCACAAUUUUGGUAGCAAUCGCCUUCAAGUUAACCGAUUAA
Physella acuta is the source of this 1191-nucleotide messenger RNA. RefSeq names its product bombesin receptor subtype-3-like. Gene Ontology annotation, molecular function: G protein-coupled receptor activity. Gene Ontology annotation, biological process: G protein-coupled receptor signaling pathway. Lineage: Eukaryota; Metazoa; Mollusca; Gastropoda; Physidae. The record is from RefSeq and is a predicted model, not a curated record. Gene Ontology annotation, cellular component: membrane.